Polypterus senegalus (gray bichir) is the source of this 1053-nucleotide messenger RNA. RefSeq names its product eukaryotic translation initiation factor 4E-binding protein 3-like. Gene Ontology annotation, biological process: negative regulation of translational initiation. Lineage: Eukaryota; Metazoa; Chordata; Cladistia; Polypteriformes; Polypteridae. Bases 237 to 578 code for a protein of 113 amino acids. Gene Ontology annotation, molecular function: eukaryotic initiation factor 4E binding. The record is from RefSeq and is a predicted model, not a curated record. The transcript is spliced from 3 exons. Gene Ontology annotation, cellular component: cytoplasm.
GGCGCACGUGGUCGCGUGUUUUGCUCACAGUAUCGAGUUUGAGGGUGUCGGUGAGCUGAGCUGGACGUGCGGGAGAACUUUAAGAAGCCCAAGGCGUGCUGCUUUCUUCUUUCGUCUGUAUUUAAUGUUUAUAGUUUAAAGUGCAGUUAAGUAUAGAUUCUGGAUUGCGUUCGUUUUUGCAUUAUCUUAUUUCCAAAGUAACCAAGAGUUCGUGAAAGCAGCCCCUGUUUCAUACAAUGUCCGCGACGAACUGCAAACAGAGCAAAAGCUGCCCCAUUCCGACCCGAGUGCUGCACUUGAAGGACUGGUCUCAACUCCCAGACUGCUACAGCACGACGCCUGGCGGGACGCUCUUUUCCACCACACCAGGAGGGACCCGCAUCAUUUAUGACCGCAAAUUCCUCCUUGAAUGCAGAAAUUCACCAAUUGCGCGGACACCUCCAUGCUGCCUCCCACAGAUUCCUGGUGUCACUGUACCUCAGCUCUCUCCACUUUCCAAACUUGAGGAACUCAAGGAGAUUGAAGAGCCUGAAAAAGAAAUGCCAGCUGAUGAUGCCCAGUUCGAAAUGGAUAUUUGAACAAGCAAGACGAAAAAGAACCGAGUGACUGUUUUUCUCCUUUUGUAUGAAAAGUUUUGCUUAUUGUCAACUUUUUUCCCUUGAAGAAUCACAAAGGCCAAUUUUGUGGGCGAUUUGAUUUCUGAUGAAAUGUAGGAUUUCGAGGAAAAUGUUGUACAUGGUCUAACGUUUGCAUUGUCUGAUCUAGUUCAUGUUCUUUUAAAAAAAAAAAAAGCCUUUUUUUUUUGGUUUGUUUUUUUUAAUCCAAUCGCAGAGGGUUAUGCAGGUAUUUUUAGUUUAUGAAUUCGGCGGUUUUUCUGGGCUUUGAAAACUUGCUGACUGUAGUAGAUGUCAUUCUGAACUGUGUACAUAAUGAAUGUUAGUGGUAACAGCUGCUCCUUUGGAGUGUUCAGCUGGCAGAAUUGUAUUUCUGGACCUUGUGUAUGAUAUUGUCUAACUGCUCAAUUAAAAAACAAAAAAAAACACAGCCAAUCAA